AUGGACAGCCACAAUAAUAGCAACAUUUUACGGAACUAUAAGAAAAGCGUCCAAGAUUUAAAAAGAGUCAAAACAUCAGAAUUUAAUUUAAACCUGGACACAGGACCUGAAAACUACCAAAAAAUGAGCCCUGCUAAUGGGAUAGGUAAAAACGAUGCGACCUAUACAAUCUCACACGGUGAAAUUGACAUUUUUCCAAAUAGUAAUCACUCUCAUGCGAAUUCAUUCUCGGAUAAUAGACCCUUCUUAUGCGAUUCCAGAACAUACUACAGUAAGCACAGCAGCCACAGCAACUAUAGCAUCCAUAAGAACCCUUUCACAGGAGUAACACAUAUGGGAAAGCAGAAAAUAACGAAAGACAAAUAUGAGAGUAAUAUUUUCAGCGUAAAAAAAGCCCACCUAAAUGUGAAAAACAAAUUUGCAAGGAAUAACAGUGCAACGAAAUAUGGAAUAAAUCUAAACAAAUCUCUCGACAAAGUUAGCAAAAUAAGAAUUACGCAGAAGUUUAGAAGAAACAUUCACAGCCACACCAAUGAAAGGGAUGAACACCGAAUCGGCACCUUCGAACACAGUAACUUUUUCGAGAAAAAUACUACACGGGACAACACUAAAGGCACAACUGAUAGUAACAACAACAUGAAGUUUAAAGAUUUUUAUCACAAUAGAUUAGACAGCGCAAGUACAUGCGAUAGGGAAGUAGGAACAAAUGACAAAAAGGUUAACCACUACAAGAUCAACUCCUUUCAUGAUAGCCCCCAGAAUUCAAUUAAAAAAUGUCUAAAUGAGGUAGCGAAAGAGAAUGGAAAAGAUAUCAAUUCUAAUUUCCCCCGAAGUAAUCAAAUUAAAUGCAAACCAACUGUCAUUCCCUGUGGAAUCAUUUCGUUGAGUACAAAACACACUGCCAUAUUUAACGCUAAAACAGAAUUUCCACUUCACUUCCCCCAUAUGAAUCAUUCUGAAAAAUUAAAAAAUGUAAACACCCCUCAUUUGAAUAACGAUUCUGAAUGUUACAGUCGUAAUUAUGCCAACGUUAAAAUGGGAAACAACCCCUCUGAGCGUAAUGCUUUCCAAAAAAGUAACUCCACCCAAAAACGCCACCUCACCUAUGGCGUGAAUCAACAGAUGGAAUACAUCAACCUUUCAUAUUAUUUAAGUAACCACAUAGAGGGGGAAAAAAGCAAGAACCAAAAAAACAACAAAGCUGAGGACUUAAAGAGGACCAACGAGACAAUUUAUAAUAAAAGUGCGAACUGGAACCUUUCAGUUAUCCAAUUCAUGAAUGAGUAUAUGGACAAUAAACAGUAUCUUCAAAAUUUACAAAAAUUUAAUGACGGCCCGAAGAAUAAUCCUGCCGGAAAGACAAACCCAUUCAUUAAUAAUUUCAGAUUGAGACACUCAUUUGAUAUGAGCAGAAACAGCAAAGCGGUUAAAAAUAAUAAAUCCACAAACAAUAAUUAUUUUAAAAAAUCUGUAGAUGGCAAAAACACGAAAUCAAAGCUGUACGAAAAUUACGCAGACUUUGAAAAGGAAUUCAGGGAUAAAACGAAUGAACAAACUGCAUUUUUAUUUGCUCAAAAUAAUUAUGAUGAAAAACAUCAUCCACAUUAUCCUUUUAGCAAAUAUAAUAGCAGUGAAAGACGCACACAUAGCAAUAUGGGUGAAAAAAACGGUGUUGUGAAAAGUAAACCACUAGAAACAUGCGACGGGGGUUGUGAAAAACAAGAAAUUAAAAAAGUCAGUGCACACAUAAUUAAUAUUCCCCUAAAUUUCACAUUAAAAAAGAAAAAAUUUAUAAAUCAUAAAAAUAUUAUUCAAGAUACAUCAGGUAAGAAAGAACCUAAUUACACAAACGCAUUGUUAACUGACCGUUAUAGGAAUUUUUUAAAAACAGAAAAAGGACAAAAACAACAGAAUACAAAUUUUAACCAUAAAGGAGAAAUUUCCAAUGAAGGUGAAUUCCUUAGUUGUUUUUUAAAAGAGGAUUUGCAUGAUGAACAAUGUAUGCAUGUUGAUAAAUUAUUUAAUUCAGAUAUGGACGACACGAUGAGCAACCAGGGGAUGGAAAAACCUAAACGGGAGGGGAAAGAUAAAUCACACGGAAAACGAGAUCAUACGGAUCAUGAUGUAGAUAGUGAUACUGCACAGGUUGGACAUAAUAUCGCACACAUGGAGAAGCACAAGGAAGAUAAUUCCACAUCCUGUUUGAGUACUGACGUAGGAGGUUGCGACCAAGGGAUUCAUGGGCAGGGACAGAUGCACAAACAACUGCGUGAAAAAAAGGCAGGAUUAAAAGAAAAAAAUGGCGAUCAUGAAAAUGAAGCAGAAAAAUUAUCCCCAAUAUCACCAGAAUUCGCCCAGAAUCUUAGCAAAGAUGGAAAUUACAGCGAAUAUAGCAAAAAGGGGAAUAUGGAAACGGAUGAAUUCUCCCCUAGAAAUAUUCUAGACACGCAGAAUUUGGAUGAAAAAAAUGGCCCACACGAAAUAGAACAACAGGGCGUUAAUCCAUCCAUUUUUGAGAAGGAAAAAAAGGAAGAAGAAUGCCUCAACAAGAAAAAUGGAACAUGCAAAGGCAGUGAUAAAGAAGAAAAAAAAAAAAAACAGCUCUACGUGCCUAUUAAUUCGGAAAAUUUUUACGACAUAUAUAAUAGUAACACAGAUAAUGAGACGGCUUUAAAAAGUUGUGCAAGAAGGGGCUGCGAGGAAUCACACUCACUACGGAAAUCAGGCAGCAUUCAUAACCAUGGCACGUCUGAAAGUACAAUAAACAAAUUUUUGAAAGAGGAUAAUAUGGACCAUGAAGAUCUAUACGAAUAUGAACUGGGGGAAAGCGAACAAGAUGUUGAAAUGGCCAUUCAAAAAGGAUACUCUUCUGCACAAGGCUAUCAUACCAAUGGGGGAAACGAAUAUGCGAGCAUCGAAAGCGGUACCAUGGAUGAGGACAGAAAAAGGAAAAGCGUAGAUCUACAACACGAGGGACAGAUGACCACAAAGAAGGAGGAAGAAGGAGGAAGAGAAAAAAAAGAGGAAAGCGUACAAGGGGAAUGCCUGAAAAAUGUCUCUGAAGAUAAAUAUAGCACCCCAGAAGAUGAAGAAACAAAGAGCGAAAUCAGCGGAACGGACCAAAAAAGGACCUUCAACGAUGAUAUUAAGAAGGGUGAGAUCGACAAAUCAAGAUCCUUAACUAGCCAAGGCGAUGUCGAACAUUUCAAUAGCCACACGGAAGAUGACACAAAAGAAGAAGUAAGUGCUACGAAUUUUAAGCAGAAAAAUGACAGAAACAGAGGUGCCAUCUUAAAUGACAAAAUUGAAACAGAGGAGGAAGGAUUAACGCUGAAAUAUAUUCGCGCCCUAUUCGAAACACAAUGUACAGAACAAGCAAAUAAAGAAGAGGAUAAAAAGGAACCAACACGAAAUGGUUACACCAUCCAGGAUCAAAGCGCUAUAAGAACCAACAACAACGAUUGUGUGUAUGUUGAGGAUGAAGGAAAACUAGAGCGUUACGAAACUGAGCAGGAGAAAUCUCCGAAUAGGCAUGAAGACAGAGAAGACGCAGAUUUAACGUAUAAACCGGAAACUCAAAUCGAACCAAAGGGUAAUGGCGAGGAACCAAAAGGGAACGAAAUGGAAAAAGGAAAUAUACACAAUGAGGACAACACCCAAGAGUGUAAACAGGAAAAAGAUUCAAAUGAAUGCGAACAAGCUGUACAGGCUAAAAGCGGACAUAAUGGAUGCAUAGGUGAAACUUUAAAUGAAGCGAUUCUUGAUGGAAAUGAAACAAAUGGAGAACUGAAUAAAAAUGAAAAAGACAGUGAAAGGGAUUGUGGAAAGUGCAAAGGAAGUAAGAGAAACCUAUCUGAAAUGAACAUACCAAUUGGCCGUAUCACCCCCGAAAAUGAUGAUAAAAGCAGCAGCGACCAGCGUGUAAGUAAAAAUGAUGACAUAAGAGAAAGUACAACUCGUAAAGGCACGGACACUCCGGGGGGGAAUGAUGGCAUAACCCAAAAUUGUUACGCUAUUGUUAAAGCUGAAUUCAAUGAAAAGAACAUAUCUGACCCUACUCAAAUGCUGAAUGAUGACAACGUUAACCAGGAAAUUGCACAUAUAGAUUCGAACAAAGUGACAAGCAGUGAAACAAUAGCAGGCUAUAAUCCUCUCUGCAUAGAAAUAAACAAGAAUGAGUUAUUUAAGCAAUUACAUAUCAAAGAAAAUCGACUACGCUACAUUAACUUCCUGUAUCACUCAUUCGACUAUGAUAAGGGAACAGUUAGCAAGGAAACAGGAAAUGGACCACAAAAUGAGCGACAAAACGGGGCAUCAAAUGAAGAAAAGAACGAAAUUAGCGCCUGCAGUAGUAACGGCUUUAAAAAGGACAGAACAGAGAGUCACCCGCAUAGAGAACACUUUGAAGAAAAGGUGAAGCAAAUUUUUAACCCGACAGAACACCAAGACAAAGAAGUUCACCAGAGCAGUAGUAACAUACAGAGCACAGGAAAUACCACUAAUAAGCCAUUAAAUGAAAAAAUAGAUAACCAAAUCGAAGGCAAUAAAGCUAGUGGCUCUAACAUGUUACGCGAAAAGGAACAGGGCGGUGCAACUCUCGAUAACGACAAAAUUCUCCCAAACAGAGAAACUGAAAAGGUGAAAGAAAAAGAUACCGAAACUGAAGAUAAACAUUGUGAAGUAUCGGAUGGAAAGAAUAAGAAGCACCUCAUUGACCAGAGCAUUAACCACAGCACUGACGACACCGACGAAGACGCUGAUGAGAACGACGAAGAGAAAAACAUUUUGUACGAAGACAUUAAAAGAAACCUAUGGCUGCAAAAUACGAAUCUUUCUGAAAAUAGAGUACAAUACAUCCAAGUUGAAUCGGUGAAAUGCAUCAUGUUGUUUUGCUAUUUGUACAGAAUAAAAUAUUUUCAAGGCAUGCACGAUAUGAUUAUAAGUCUCUUUUAUUUAAACCUUCAACCCUACGAAAUUCUCUGCGUCUUUGAUAAGUUGCUACAUUACUAUGCCCCCUAUUUGUACCUACAAAAUAGUUUCAUGUAUAGAACUCCACGAAUUAAUGCAAGAACACAGGCGGACACGAUCAGUUCCGCCUUAUCAAACAUAACUAUGCAAAUAUGUAACACUAAUGGGAAAUUAUUUCGCCUUCUGUUUCAAUAUUUUUUCCCGUACGUCAGUUAUUAUGUCGAUACGGCAGUCAGCGACACGUGGCCAUCUUUAUUUUUCCUUAACCUUAGCUUCAGCAAAUUCGACAAUGUGUUCUGCUUGCUAUACUUAUGGAUGCGAUUAAUAAAAAUGAAAAAUCAAACGAGUGAAGUUACUUGUGAUUUUAUUCUUUUCAUAUUAUCCUUCUGCAUGUACAAAUUGAGGAUGGUAAAAAGGGAAUUUUACGAAAAAAGAGGUCUAACGAGUAUGUUUACGAAUUCCAGAUAUGCACUGUCAAGCGAGGAGAAAAAAUUGGAUGAAAAAUCUACACAGGGACAGACCGAAAAUUAUAGUCAUGAAGUAAUACAAGAAGUAGACAGGGGUAAAAACAAUCGCAAAAAGGAUGAACAUAAUGGAAGCGACGAAAGGCAGGCAAUACAUGAAGAAAGCGGCAAAGAGGCAGACAACCAAACUGAUAAUAACAUUCACCAUCCGAUAAAGACAAACAAGAAGUGUACUCAAGAAGGGGAAGAAAAAGAAAUUAUUCGAAGAAUAAAAUUAUCCACGUACAGCUCAGAAAUGUUCUCUCUAUUUUUUGAAUUCAGUUCGUCCUUUGAUGACCAUUUUGGGGAUAAAUACAAAAUGCACAUAGACUGUAUAAUAAAUGACAUCCCCAAGAUUAGAGACGUUAUUCCUUCGAGCUUUUUACACUUCCUUACGCAAUAUAAUUCGGCAUACCAGAAGAAGAACAACAGGAACAGGAACAAGAACAGCCACAACGUGAAACAACUCGACGGGUACAUGAAGAACCAAAAAUUAUCCAACAGCGUGACACCACCCCCGGAUGACCAGUUAUGCCUACAUAUAAAACUGUCAGAUUUGUUUUCUAUUCAUAACAAUGUAGAGGGAUAUGAUUUUAUUUUCCUACAAUUAGUGAAGUGCGAAAUAAUUUUGAGCAAGUUGAUAUUGAUUAAUCCUCGUAACUUGGUCAUAGAAAAUUUUGCACGCUUUAAGAAUGUAGACGAAUUUGUCAACCAUAAGAAAAAACUCCAUAUAGCGCGCAAGUGCAGAAGAACAAUGUACAUCGUGCUGUUAUGUUCCCGAGAAAAUAAUACAAAAUUCAAAGAUUGGAACAUCAACUCGAACGAUAGGUAUCUCCAUAAACACAAGACAGACACUACAAGCAACGGAAAAAGUGGAUCCAGUAACGUAUAUUCUAACAGAGUUUUUCUCAAAAGAAACAACAAGAAAAAAUACAUGUGCAUCGAACAUUAUUGUGAAUUCCCCAUAGAUAAUGACUACCUGAGAAACCUCAUAACAACAAUGGUAAAAAACAAUUUUAAGCGUUUAUCUAUACUGAAAGUACAUCCAAAGGUGGUCAAAAUAAGGAAUAAGAAAAAAAUAAUAGAGAAGGAGACAACAGAUCGUAAUGCACCCGUAAAAGAAAAUAGCUUUUUCUUUCAUAUGUUCAACAUAGUGAAAAAAAAGAUAUACCCAAAUAUAGGAAGAGAUACUGAACCCAUGCAGAGUACCCCCCCUCAAAGCAAUCAACCUCAAGAUAACAAUACAGAAUUCGCCUUAAAGGGAAAUAAUUCUAAAAUGUUCAAUGACAGGAGGAUGAGAAAAAGAAUAAACUAUAGCAGCAGAAAACCAGUUUUGUAUUCAAAAAAUGUUAUGCAGAAAAACAAAUAUGAAACCCCCCCAAAAGAAUUGAUUAAUGACCUCCCAAAUGGUUCAUCGGGCAAAAUGCAAAAUAAGGUAGACAAAAAUAUUCAGAUGUUCCUCUUAAAAUUUCGUAAACGUAAUGAAUCAAAGAGACUAGUACAUGGUUUUAAGACCAUUGGAAAAAGAAUGAAUUUAACUUUCGGAUUAUUUCAUAAGCCCUAUGUCGCCCCCGUUAAGCAUCAAUCAAAUAUGAGGAAUAUAUGUGUGCAUAGAACACGCACAAAACAGAGACAGAAGAAAAGCCUUUUCCGAACUUUAAGAAGAAGAGAAAUAAAUUUAGAAGAGAACAAACCACACAGCAAUAAAACCUCGUUGCGCAACGAAACAGACACACAAGAUAAAAUUGGCACCGAAAUGCACUUGUCCAAAAGGACUUACAACAAAGAAAAAAACUCUAUUUUUAUAAAUAGGGGACAAUUCGAUAAGAAUAUUAGGGAAGGAGAAAGGAAAAAUGCAAGUAAAGAAAAAAAAAACGACCCUCUGGAAGAUGCAAGAUAA
This is a messenger RNA of Plasmodium inui San Antonio 1, 7371 nucleotides long. RefSeq lists its product as hypothetical. Lineage: Eukaryota; Apicomplexa; Aconoidasida; Haemosporida; Plasmodiidae. The record is from RefSeq and is a predicted model, not a curated record. The transcript has a single exon. The coding region runs from base 1 to 7371 and encodes 2456 amino acids.